ACCUUGGACUUUUUAAAUAUCAAUUGCAAUUCACGGUCAAACUGUUAAUUUCACGAUAUGGUAAUGGUCCAAUAAAGAAUCUUGAGGAAUGUCUUUCUCAAAUUCCUCGCCACCCAAACCUUAAGGUUUUCAAAAAUGGUUUUGACAAAUUUAAGCGAUUAACUGCAACAGAAUAUAGGGAUUUAAUGAAAAUAGUGUUAUUCGCCUUGGAUGGGUUAAUACCUGACAAGAAACUUAAUAAGAAUUUCAUUAGACAACUUAAAUAUUGCAUCCACGAUUAUUUUCUAAAUAUUGAAAACUGGUCAUUACAGGAUAUUGAGAAUGAAACUAUCUUAAUUGAAGCAUUCGAGCAUGCUUAUUUAGAUAACGAUUAUAAGGUAAUUAUUCGUGCAUCCUCUAACUAUUAUGGACAGAAGGCUUUCUUAGAUGUUUGUGUUGAAAUGGAUGAAUCAGAACAAAAUGAUUAUCUGACAGAUGGCAGCUUAUAUUACGCAAAGAUAUAUAUUAACUAA
This is a messenger RNA of Racocetra fulgida, 512 nucleotides long. The record is from the annotation of a GenBank genome assembly. NCBI's taxonomy places the organism in Eukaryota, Fungi, Glomeromycota, Glomeromycetes, Diversisporales, Gigasporaceae.